AUUUAUUUCUAAAGAAUUAAACUGGAUUCCAUAUAUGCCUACAAAUUUUCAGAAACCAAAUAUGGAAAAGAAACAAUUUUUAUAGAUAUUUGAUUUUCAAUCUCUUCCUAUAAAUAGACAUUUCCACCAAACCAUAGAAACACCCCAAAUUUCAAAACAAAUUUUACUUGUUGAAGAAGAAGGAAUUAAGGAGAAUGGGAACAGGAAAGAAGAAAAUAGAGAUCGAGAAAAUCACAAAGCAAACUGCUAGAAUGGUGGCAUUUUCGAAAAGAAGGAAAGGACUUUUCAGAAAAUCUGAAGAACUUGAGUCCAUGUCAAGUUCUCGUGUUACCUCUGUUGUUAUUUCACCUUUUGGCAAGCCUUAUACUUAUGGAAAUGUUAACUCUGUUAUAAAGAAGUAUUUUUCCACCUGUAUCCGCCCAGAAAUAUCAACACCAGCGAUGAAUUCUCAUCAUUCCUCUUCUAAUGUUUCUGGUGAAUCUUUAGGGUCAAAAUCUUCAUCGACCCCAAACGGAAAUGGUCUCCGCAAUUGGGUGGAAGGUAUAGAUGUCGAAGAAUGUCAAAAUUUGAACCAACUGUUAAUGUUGAAGAAGCAAUUGGAAGGAACUAGAGAGAAGAUUGUUUCCAAAGAAUCUGAAUCAUUUCAAGCUUUGUUUAUGUAGCAUGUCUCAAUAGAAUGGGUGGUUUAAAAAAUAAGACUUAAGCAUAUUUUUUCAAAAAAAUAGAUUGUACUUUUGUUAAAAUGCAGAAUCAGAAGCAGGCAAUUA
Molecule: messenger RNA, 767 nt
Organism: Solanum pennellii
Lineage: Eukaryota; Viridiplantae; Streptophyta; Magnoliopsida; Solanales; Solanaceae
Product: MADS-box protein SVP-like
Exons: 1
Coding region: 195-662 (155 amino acids)
Biological process (GO): regulation of transcription by RNA polymerase II
Molecular function (GO): RNA polymerase II cis-regulatory region sequence-specific DNA binding; DNA-binding transcription factor activity, RNA polymerase II-specific; protein dimerization activity
Source: RefSeq, a predicted model, not a curated record